AAGAGUCAAUCACCAUCAUAGAGAUCAAUCAUUUUUGUCAAAUUGACAGCGUCACAUCACAACAAUCAAAUUAUUGGCCAGUGUUUGUUAUUUAGGGAAUAAAUAAUAAUCAUUUAUUUGAUUAACCCAUGAAAUAAUACGUUGUGGUGUUAAGUUUUUCAAAAUAAUCUACGUUACCCAUCAAGUGGAUAUAUAAUUCUGUGAUAUCUUUUCAAAUAUACAAGGAUAUAAAGUACCUCAAACCUAAAAUUAGAAUCAUUAUCAAAAUAAUACAUUAGAAUAACUUCAUUGAUACAAAUUAGAUAUCAUUAUGGCUGACGAAUAUGCUGCAGUUAAGCGUGGGAAACUAAUACUUAAAGGAGACAAGCCUAAGGCAAAGAAACGCAAACACAAGAGAAAGGAAAACUCAGAUGACUCAAAAGUAGAUGAGGACUCUAUGAAACAUGGUGGUUGGUGGAAGGUUGAGAAAAUUGAAGAUAUAACUGGCUCCAUAUCCAUAGAAUUUGGCAAUAAUGCUUAUGUAUCAGCUUUGGAUAAUGGCCUUUUCACCCUUGGUGCUCCACAUGGAGAUGGGGAAGGCCCUUCUCCGGAAGAAAUAUUCACAGCAUUUCCAGCUGGAGAGAACAAAUUUGCUUUGAAAUCUGGAUAUGGAAAGUAUUUGGGAGUAGCAAAGGACACUGUUGUUGGAAGAUCUGAUGCUGUUGGUGCUAUGGAACAGUGGGAACCUGUGUGGCAGGAUGGUAAAACAGCAAUCCUGAGUUCCCUAAACAAGUUCAUGUCAGUGGACCCUGAGGAUGACGCAGUGGUUGCUCGCACUACUUCGGCUGGUGUCAACGAGUUCUGUAACAUCCGCAGCAAUAAGACCAAGGAGGUCAACAAGUCUGUCCUGCCUGACGAGGAGCAGGCUGAUUUGUCACAAGUUGAAGUUAAUUAUGUCAAGAAGUUCCAGAAAUUCCAAGAUAAGAAACUAAGGCUGAACGAUGGGAGCAUCUCGGAGCUGAAGAAAGCAAAGACAGAAGGCAACCUGCACGAAACAUUGCUAGAUCGUAGGAGUAAGAUGAAAGCUGACAGAUACUGUAAAUAGUUAAAUAGAUGAUAGUUUUACAAUGAUAA
This is a messenger RNA of Spodoptera frugiperda (fall armyworm), 1113 nucleotides long. RefSeq names its product protein FRG1 homolog (gene FRG1). Bases 311 to 1084 code for a protein of 257 amino acids. The transcript is spliced from 4 exons. Gene Ontology annotation, molecular function: actin filament binding. Lineage: Eukaryota; Metazoa; Arthropoda; Insecta; Lepidoptera; Noctuidae. The record is from RefSeq and is a predicted model, not a curated record. Gene Ontology annotation, cellular component: catalytic step 2 spliceosome; striated muscle dense body; nucleolus.